Molecule: messenger RNA, 1809 nt
Organism: Neocloeon triangulifer
Lineage: Eukaryota; Metazoa; Arthropoda; Insecta; Ephemeroptera; Baetidae
Gene: Prps
Product: ribose-phosphate pyrophosphokinase 1
Exons: 8
Coding region: 310-1380 (356 amino acids)
Biological process (GO): ribonucleoside monophosphate biosynthetic process; purine nucleotide biosynthetic process; 5-phosphoribose 1-diphosphate biosynthetic process
Cellular component (GO): cytoplasm; ribose phosphate diphosphokinase complex
Molecular function (GO): magnesium ion binding; ribose phosphate diphosphokinase activity
Source: RefSeq, a predicted model, not a curated record
UCACUUUUAACGUAGAUCAUAGACUAUUUUUAAGUGUCUUGCCCAACAUGUUUUAAUUCGCAAAGUCCAAUUCAAACUCAGGACCGCACGAGAGCGUCAUUGGCCUCAAGUUUGACAGUCUGGGGUGUUGGGUAUCGACUUGACGCGGGGUGGAAACCCUCGAAAGUAGAUUCACGCGCCGGCUACCCAAAUUGCAAGCAAGUAGAGACGACGAAAAUAAUGCAUGGCCGCCGCUAACUCAGUCCGUUGUUGUUUGUUCCGGCAGAUUCGUCGUCCAGCAGUUCGAGGAAUUUGAUUCUCCAGAGCAGAAUGCCCAACAUCAAGGUCUUCAGCGGGUCCUCGCACCUCGAUUUGGCGCAGAGGGUCGUCGACCGGCUCGGCAUCGAUCUGGGCAAAGUCGUCACCAAGAAAUUCAGCAACUUGGAGACCUGUGUUGAGAUUGGCGAGUCGGUGCGCGGCGAAGAUGUUUACAUCGUGCAGAGCGGCAGCGGCGAGAUCAACGACAACCUGAUGGAAUUGUUGAUCAUGAUCAACGCGUGCAAAAUCGCGUCCGCCUCGCGCGUGACCGCCGUCAUUCCCUGCUUUCCCUACGCCAGACAAGACAAAAAGGAUAAGGCUGGAUUAGAAGGGAAAGAUGACGGGAGUAAGGUUGUUGCGACACCGCCGCAGGCCCGGUUCAAAAGUAACGAAUGGAAGUUUCGGGCGGGGCACACCGCACUUCCCUCUCAGAGUCGGGCACCCAUCUCGGCGAAGCUGGUGGCCAACAUGCUGAGCGUGGCCGGCGCCGACCACAUCAUCACCAUGGACCUCCACGCCUCCCAGAUCCAGGGCUUCUUCGACAUUCCCGUCGACAACCUGUACGCCGAGCCGGCCGUCCUCAAAUGGAUUAAGGAGAACAUCCCCGAGUGGCGCAACUCCAUCAUCGUCUCGCCAGACGCCGGCGGUGCCAAAAGAGUGACCUCAAUUGCGGAUAGACUGAACGUUGAAUUCGCCCUGAUUCACAAAGAGAGGCGCAAGGCCAACGAAGUUGCCUCGAUGGUGCUGGUGGGCGACGUCAAGGACAGGAUCGCCAUCCUUGUCGACGAUAUGGCCGACACCUGCGGCACCAUUUGCCACGCAGCUGAAAAACUGAUGGACGCCGGCGCGACCAAAGUCUAUGCCAUUCUUACCCACGGAAUCUUUUCUGGACCUGCCAUUUCGCGCAUCAACAACGCCUGCUUCGAGGCCGUCGUCGUCACCAACACCAUUCCUCAGGAGGAGCACAUGCGGGAUUGCCCCAAAAUUCAGUGCAUCGACGUUUCCAUGAUGUUUGCCGAGGCAGUGCGCAGGACCCACAACGGUGAAUCGGUCUCCUACCUCUUUUCCAACGUGCCAUACUAAAAUACCAAAUGACAGCAAAAGGACUGAACACGUUAAAACAAAUAUCAAAAGAACGAAACAGCUCUAGUUUAGGGAAAAAAUGAUACUUUCGUACACACUUGAACUACUAUUACUACUCCUCUUCUUAAUUAUAUAAAAAAAAAUGGUGAAAUCGGCAUCAGAAUAAAAAUUUGAGACCACAUUUGCCGUCCGACGGGAAAUACUCUGCUAAAAGCCUCUAAAGAGAUAUUGUUGUUGAUUAUGGUACAAAAUAAUUAACUGGGAAAUCAUUAUUUGGAAUGUAUGUUAUUUUAGCGUGGACUUCUGGGCGGUCUGCGCACGGAUUAAAGCGAUUGUUGAAGAUAUGCAUUUUGCGCUGGAUUACGUUUAGCAUUUAGUUCUGUAAUCAACCAUUCACGAAAUAAUAAUGAAAACAAAGUGACUGAGAAA